Messenger RNA from Panicum hallii, 1546 nucleotides. RefSeq names its product AP2-like ethylene-responsive transcription factor At1g16060. Lineage: Eukaryota; Viridiplantae; Streptophyta; Magnoliopsida; Poales; Poaceae. The coding region runs from base 88 to 1341 and encodes 417 amino acids. The record is from RefSeq and is a predicted model, not a curated record. Gene Ontology annotation, molecular function: DNA-binding transcription factor activity; DNA binding. Gene Ontology annotation, biological process: regulation of DNA-templated transcription. The transcript is spliced from 7 exons.
UCCCAUCUCGCCGGCGAGCCCAGACACAAACACGCCACCCUCCACCAUCAUUCGUCUAGGACCGACGGGGGAGCCAGUAGAUCGAUCAUGGAGAGAAGAUCUCCUCAGCCAUCUCCGCCCCCUGUUUCCUCCCCUCCGUCGUCGUCCUCGUCCUCCUCCUCCUCCAUCUCCAUCGAGGAAAUUCCUACCCGCAAGAGGGCCAGGACCCAGGCCAAGGGCGCCGACAAGCCCAAGAGGCCCCGCAAAGAGGCGCCCCGCCAGACCCAGAGCAAGGAGGACCCCGCCGAUCCUGCUCCCAAUGCCGCCGCCGCCGCCAGCGGCAAGAGGAGCUCCGUCUACAGGGGAGUCACCAGGCACAGGUGGACUGGCAGGUUCGAGGCCCAUCUCUGGGACAAGCACUGCCUCACCUCCCUCCAGAACAAGAAGAAAGGCAGGCAAGUCUAUUUGGGGGCCUAUGAUACUGAGGAGGCAGCUGCUCGUGCAUAUGACCUUGCAGCUCUCAAAUACUGGGGUCCUGAAACAGUCCUGAAUUUCCCAGCGGAGGAUUACUCGGGCGAGAUGUCUGAGAUGGAGGGGGCGUCGCGGGAGGAGUACCUGGCCUCCCUCCGCCGCCGGAGCAGCGGCUUCUCCAGAGGGGUCUCCAAGUACAGAGGCGUCGCCAGGCAUCACCACAACGGGAGGUGGGAGGCGCGGAUUGGGCGAGUCUUUGGGAACAAGUACCUCUACUUAGGAACAUUCGACACUCAAGAGGAGGCAGCCAAGGCCUAUGAUCUUGCAGCCAUUGAAUACCGAGGUGCCAAUGCUGUAACCAACUUUGACAUUAGCUGCUACCUGGACCACCCGCUGUUACUGGCGCAGCUCCAGCAGGAGCCACAAGUGGUGCCAGCACUCAACCAAGAACCUCAACCUGACCAGAGUGAAACUACAGUCCAAGAGUCUGAUUCAAGUGAAGCGAAGACACCUGAUGACGUUGCAGAGCCUGACGAUAAUGCAGAGCCUGAUGCUAAUGCACAGCCUGGUGACAAUGCAGAGCCCCUCACAGUCGACGCUGUCAUCGAAGAGAGCUUAUGGAGCCCUUGCAUGGAUUACGAGCUGGAUAUCAUGUCAAGAUCUAACUUUGGCAGCUCAAUCAACCUGAGCGAGUGGUUCACUGAUGCGGACUUUGGCAGCGACAUUGGGUGCCUGUUCGAUGGGUGUUCUGCAGUUGAUGAAGGCAGCAAGGAUGGUGUAGGUCUGGCAGAUUUCAGCUUUUUUGAAGAAGGUGAUGGUAAGCAAAAGGAUGUUAUUUCAGAUAUGGAAGAGGGAAUACAUCCUUCAACAAUGAUCAGUGUGUGCAAUUGAUCCUGAGUCGGAUCCGAGAUAUCCAAGGAGGUUUUCACUUUUCAGGCGUCCUUUCUUGGGUAUACUUGAUUUGUCCAAUGCCAUAAUGCCACUACUGCAAAGAAGCUGAACUUCUUGUAGAGAGCCCCAUAGCAUUUAGCAUGGCAUUAGACAAAUGUGUUAAUGUUCUUUGAUUCUUUGAAUUUGCUCCAGGCUGCUUGACUAA